Molecule: messenger RNA, 654 nt
Organism: Diutina rugosa
Lineage: Eukaryota; Fungi; Ascomycota; Pichiomycetes; Serinales; Debaryomycetaceae
Product: mitochondrial 54S ribosomal protein MRPL50
Exons: 1
Coding region: 1-654 (217 amino acids)
Biological process (GO): translation
Cellular component (GO): mitochondrion; ribosome
Molecular function (GO): structural constituent of ribosome
Source: RefSeq, a predicted model, not a curated record
AUGUUGCGGACAUUCGUCAGACACGCGCUGUCGUCGGUGGAAAUCCAGUUGCUCCAGGACAUCCCCCAGGUGGGCGUCCGGGGCGAGGUGUUGCGGGUGCUGAGAGGCCACAUGCGCAACUACCUCCAGCUCAACAACCGCGCCGCCUACAUCGUUAAAGGCCAACAGCCGCCGUUGCCCGUGGUCAAACGGGAAGUGAAACCUGUGGUUACCAAAACCAAAGCUGCUGAAGACGUGGCUGAGCCGUCAGCGGUCAAGAAGACCGCUACCGAAACCGCUAAACCCGCACCGACUCUUGAAGACUUAGGGGCGCUUUUACAGAAGGCCCUGAAGCGGAAAGACUCGGUUUUCGGUGGCGCCCAGUUCCAGAAGCUGUCUUCGAGCGAUGCCGCCCUCGACUACUCCGUUUCCGACUUGAAAGUGAUCCCUGACCACUACACUCACACCGGCAAGCUCCCCGUGACCAGAGCCGAUUUGGCUGCUGUGAUUGUCAAAUACACGGGUAUUGCCGUCCCGGAAAACCAGAUCAGAGUCAACCACGGCACUGUCACCAUCGAGGGAGCCAUUGAGGCCGCGGGCGAGUACACUUGGACCAUCAACGUCCCCGCCGACCAGGACCUGGUGACCAAGAAGUUGACCAUUGCUUCCAAAUAA